Messenger RNA from Huiozyma naganishii CBS 8797, 825 nucleotides. RefSeq names its product Stm1p (gene STM1). Lineage: Eukaryota; Fungi; Ascomycota; Saccharomycetes; Saccharomycetales; Saccharomycetaceae. Bases 1 to 825 code for a protein of 274 amino acids. The record is from RefSeq and is a predicted model, not a curated record. The transcript has a single exon.
AUGUCCAACCCAUUCGAUCUUCUAGGUAACGAUAUCGAGGACCCCAGCGCUGCUGUCGUGGUUCCUCCAAAGGAAAUCACCAAGAAGAACACCUCUUCGAAGAAGGCCGAUGUUCCUCCACCAUCCGCCAACCCUGCCAGAGCCAACAAGAACAGAAAGGGCCCAACUGGUAACGAAGGUGCGUUGAAAGACAAGACCGCUGGGAGACAGAACAACAGAUCCCAGGACGUCCCAAGCUCUGGUGCUGCCAGGAGAGACAACUCGAGAAAGCAGACCGACCGUCACUCCAGAACCGGGAAGGCUGACACCGGGAAGAGAGUCAGACAAGGCUGGGGUGAUGACAAGAAGGAAUUGGCAUCUGAACAGGCUGCUGAAGCUGACGCCGAGGCUGAGAUCGAGGCUGACUCUGAGGAGAAGAAGUCUGCCAUCAAGAACAUUUCUUUGGAGGACUACUUGAAGACCCAGGACGCUUCUGCUCUUGACAAGCACGUUGAGGCCAAGAAGGUCGAGCCAUUGGAAAACGCCAAGUUGUUCGUCAAGGAGGAAGAGGUUUUCGUCGCUCCAACCAAGGUCAAGACCACCAAGUCCAAGCAAUUGAAGACCAAGCAGUUCUUGGACUUUGACGUCUCCUUCAAGGACAACAACUCCCAGGGGAGACCAAGAAGAAACUUCGACAACGACAACAGAAACAGAAACAACAACAACAGAAACAACGACUCCCGUCGUGGCGGUAAGGCCCCAAGAAAGCCAAAGACCAACAGCAACGGUAACGCUGUUGAGAAGGACAACUCCAUCGACACCAUGAACCUUCCAACUUUGGCUUAG